Messenger RNA from Gracilinanus agilis (Agile Gracile Mouse Opossum), 1533 nucleotides. RefSeq names its product G protein-coupled receptor 137 (gene GPR137). Gene Ontology annotation, biological process: regulation of autophagy; positive regulation of TORC1 signaling; negative regulation of bone resorption. NCBI's taxonomy places the organism in Eukaryota, Metazoa, Chordata, Mammalia, Didelphimorphia, Didelphidae. The coding region runs from base 111 to 1313 and encodes 400 amino acids. The transcript is spliced from 7 exons. Gene Ontology annotation, cellular component: lysosomal membrane. The record is from RefSeq and is a predicted model, not a curated record.
CAGGUUUCUUAAGCUCUGUCUGUCUGUCUGUCUGAUUCAGGCCAUCUCCCCAGGCCUCAACUGCCUGGACUGGACCCUCCUGCUGUUUCAUGCCCUUUGCAUUUUGACCCAUGCCCGGCAUGGAGGGCAACCUCUCUGGGCUGGUGCCUGCUGCAGGGCUGGUGCCUGCGCUGCCUCCGGCAGUGACUCUGGGGCUGACCGCUGCUUACACCACUCUGUACGGCCUGCUCUUCCUCUCUGUCUAUGCCCAGCUCUGGCUGGUGCUGCUCUAUGGGCACAAACGGCUCAGCUAUCAGACGGUGUUCCUGGCCCUGUGUCUGCUGUGGGCCGCCCUGCGCACCACCCUCUUCUCCUUCUACUUCCGAGACACUGCUCGAGCCAACCGUCUGGGACCCCUCCCCUUCUGGCUGCUUUAUUGCUGCCCCGUGUGCCUCCAGUUUUUCACCCUCACGCUCAUGAAUCUCUACUUUGCCCAGGUGGUGUUUAAGGCUAAGACAAAGCAGCACCCAGAGAUGAGCCGGGGCCUGCUGGCCGUGCGGGGGGCAUUUGUGGGGGCUUCGCUGCUCUUCCUGCUGGUGAAUGUGCUGUGUGCCAUGCUGUCCCGUCGGCGCCAGACACAGCCCUGGGCACUGCUACUGGUUCGAGUGUUGGUCAGCGACUCGCUCUUUGUGAUCUGUGCCCUCUCUCUGGCUGCCUGUCUCUGCCUGGUGGCCCGGCGGGCCCCCUCAACCAGCAUCUACCUGGAGGCCAAGGGGACCAGCGUGUGCCAGGCUGCAGCCAUGGGAGGUGCCAUGGUCCUGCUGUAUGCCAGCCGGGCCUGCUACAACCUGGCAGCCCUGGCAUUGGCCCCCCACAGCCGGCUGGACACCUUUGAUUAUGACUGGUACAACGUCUCUGACCAGGCUGACCUGGUGAAUGACCUGGGGGACAAGGGUUACUUGGUAUUUGGCCUCAUCCUGUUUGUGUGGGAGCUGCUGCCCACCACCUUGCUUGUUGGCUUCUUUCGGGUACACCGGCCUCCACAGGACCUGAGUACCAGCCGAAUUAUCAACGGACAGGUCUUUGGUUCUCGAUCUUACUUCUUCGACCGGGCUGGACAUUGUGAAGAUGAGGGAGGACCUUGGGAACACAGCCGGGGAGAGAGUACCAGCCUGUCGGGAAGCCUGGGGGCUGGCAGCUGGUACAGUGCUAUUGGGCGGGAGCCCGGCUGGUGUGGGGGCAGCCAGACCCGAACCGCACCGCUCCUCUUCUCCCAGGUGGCUGGGCCUGCUGGCCACCAUCACCACAGCCUCUACUCUACUCCACAGACAUGAGUGCUUCCCCCACCCCCUGAGCUGCCCCCCUGCCCUCUGUCCCUGCCCGGUCUGCAGCUUCUAGUGCUGGGUCCUGCUCCUCCACCACUCCCUCCUGCUGGUGGUGGCACUGUCUGCCAGAUGCACAUUGCAUUCUGGCAUGCUGCCCUAACUUGCAUUGUGGAGCCAGCUACCUCUACUGUGCCUCCUGCUCAAUAAACAGUGCCGUGUCCCUGUUGGA